AGAGACAUGCCCCCGACAGGGGGCUUCGAGAGCCUCAAGUACAAACGAAAUCUUCCUUACAAAGGCCCAGGCGCAUACGUUCUUCUUGGAGGCGUGACCGCCAUCUGCGCCUAUGGUUUUUAUCGACUUGGAAAGGGUAAUCUGGAGCGAAGGGAACUUCAACGAGAGAAAGUAUGGUCGCGAAUUCACCUCGUCCCGCUGUUCUUGGCGGAGGGAGAUCGUGACAUGUACCGGCGACAACAGGCAGCUAUCGCUCGAGAGAAGGAGAUUAUGAAGGAUGUUCCUGGCUGGGAGGCUGGUAAAAGUGUGUACAACAGCUCCAAGUACCGUUCACCGGAAAUUGUUAUACUGUAGAUACAAAAGUAACAUUCAUCGGUCCAUACAUGAAUUGGGACAUUGAUGACAAUGGGAACC
Molecule: messenger RNA, 414 nt
Organism: Laccaria bicolor S238N-H82
Lineage: Eukaryota; Fungi; Basidiomycota; Agaricomycetes; Agaricales; Hydnangiaceae
Exons: 3
Coding region: 7-354 (115 amino acids)
Source: RefSeq, a predicted model, not a curated record